Molecule: messenger RNA, 4012 nt
Organism: Lytechinus variegatus (green sea urchin)
Lineage: Eukaryota; Metazoa; Echinodermata; Echinoidea; Temnopleuroida; Toxopneustidae
Product: serine/threonine-protein phosphatase 6 regulatory ankyrin repeat subunit B-like
Exons: 2
Coding region: 603-3932 (1109 amino acids)
Cellular component (GO): cytoplasm
Molecular function (GO): protein binding
Source: RefSeq, a predicted model, not a curated record
UUUGCGUGCGUGAAUCUUCUUAAGAUAUCCUGGAUAAAUAUUAACUUCUUGUUUAUCAGGUUUUCCACUUAGACCUACAUCUUUCUCAAGAAUUUGCUGACAGGGAUUCAUCACAUAAUGAAUAAGACGUUUAUCGCAGAAGCUACGGAAGAAGAUGCUUUGAAGAGAACAUCUACUCUUGAGGAUAAGGCAACAUGUGUCGAUCAUCCAGGAAAAGGGAUAGCUGAUCUCCAUAAACACUUCUCAAAUCGAUUUAAAUUGUAGUAUUGCAUGGAAUAACUUCAUCAAUAUGCAAAAAUAUAACAUUGGUUAUCAUGUCAUACACCUACAAUCAUUGACCAGGAUUGAUCCGAAAAAGGAACUUAUCGCAGGUGUAGGAGAUGUUAUGAAGACAAUACAUUUAUAUCCUUGAGGAUGAAAAAAUUUGUGUCAAUUAGGUGGAAACAAAGUAAAUCUAAAUGGGAAGUUACUCAUUCAGAUCGGUUUAAUUUGUAGUUUGCAUGACACGACUUCACAAAUAUGCUUGACAAUUACAUCAACUUUUGGUUAUCAACCUACAUCUUUCUUUGGCAAUCGUUAUAGCGACCGGGAUUGAUCACAUCAUGAACAAGGCGCUUAUUGCAGCAGUGAAGGAAGGGGAUGUUGUGAAGACAAGAUCCAUUCUUGAGGAUGGGACAAUUGAUAUAAUCCAGGAAGGGGUAGAAGAUACAGAUGGGAAGACAAUCCUCCACAUUGCUUCAGAAGAAGGGCACAUCGAGUUGGUAAAAUACAUCAUUGGCGUGAGGGAUAAAUUUAUUAAGCAUAGCGGGAAUGAUGGCAAUCGUCCUGAAGAUGAGUCUGAGAGUCGUCUUCGGAAUCUCGCUCAAUAUCUGGAUAUCAAUGAGAGUGAUAAAAAUGGUUAUACACCUCUCUACCUUGCCUCACGGUUCGGUCAGUUAGAUGUGGUUGAGUGUUUAGGCAGACAUGGGGCAGAUGUAAACAAAGCAACAUCAGAUGGCGAUACACCCCUAUGUAUUUCAUCAAAUAAAGGUCAUCAUGAUGUAGUUGAAUGUCUCGUAAGUUCAGGGGCAGAUGUAAAUAAGGUGGGGAAGAAUGGAGCAACACCUCUACAUUAUGCAUCAGACAAUGGUCAUUAUGACAUUGUGAAAUAUCUCAUUUCUCAAGGAGCGAACCUGAAUAGUGUGGAUCACCUUGGCCAUGCGCCUCUACACCUAUCUUCAGAGAAAGGUCACUUUCAUAUUGUAAAACACCUGAUUGCUGAGGGUGCAAACAUCAAGGCAGAAAAUGAUAGGGGGAUUUCACCACUCUAUGUGGCUGCACAGGAAGGUCAUUAUGAUAUCUUGGAAUAUCUAGUGAAUGCAGGAGCAAAUGUCAAUAUAUCGAAUGAAGGUGGAUGGACACCUCUUCAUAUGGCGUCACAGAAUAAUCACAUAGAUAUUGUCAAAUAUCUCAUUGCUGAGGGUGCAAACAUUAACGCAGAAUGUAUAUAUCAGAUCUCGUCCAUAUAUCUGGCUUCAUGCAAUGGUCAUCUUGAUAUUGUUAAAUGUCUGGUGAAAGCAGGAGCAGAUGUCAAUAAAUCCGAUGAAGAUGGAUGGACACCUCUUCAUGUGGCGUCACAGAAUAAUCACAUAGAUAUUGUAAAAUAUCUCAUUGCUGAGGGUGCAAACAUUAACGCAGAAGGUAAUAACCAGGUCUCAUCAAUCUAUCUGGCUGCACGUGAUGGUCAUCUCGAUAUUGUUAAAUGUCUGGUGAAAGCAGGAGCAGAUGUCAAUAAAUCGGAUGAAAAUGGAUGGACACCCCUUCAUAUGGCGUCAGAAAACAAUCAUAUAGAUAUUGUAAAAAAACUCAUUGCUGAGGGUGCAAACAUUAACGCAGAAAGUAAUAACCAGGUCUCAUCAAUCUAUCUGGCUUCAAAGAAAGGUCAUCUUGAUAUUGUUAAAUUUCUGGUGAAAGCAGGAGCAGAUGUCAAUAAAUCGGAUGAUCAUGGAUGGACACCCCUUCAUAUGGCGUCAGAAAACAAUCAUAUAGAUAUUGUAAAAAAACUCAUUGCUGAGGGUGCAAACAUUAACGCAGAAAGUAAUAACCAGGUCUCAUCAAUCUAUCUGGCUUCAAAGAAAGGUCAUCUUGAUAUUGUUAAAUUUCUGGUGAAAGCAGGAGCAGAUGUCAAUAAAUCGAGAGAAGGUGGAUGGACACCUCUCCAUACGGCGUCACAGUAUAAUCACAUAGAUAUUGUAAAAUAUCUCAUUGCUGAGGGUGCAAACAUUAACGCAGAAAGUAAUAAUCAGAUCUCAUCAAUCUAUCUGGCUUCAAUGAACGGUCAUCUUGAUAUUGUUAAAUGUCUGGUGAAAGCAGGAGCAGAUGUCAAUAAAUUCGAUGGAGAUGGAUGGACACCUCUCCAUACGGCGUCACAGGAUAAUCACAUAGAUAUUGUAAAAUAUCUCAUUGCUGAGGGUGCAAACAUUAACGCAGAAACUAAUCAUCAGGUCUCAUCAAUCUAUCUGGCUUCAAAGAAAGGUCAUCUUGAUAUUGUUAAAUUUCUGGUGAAAGCAGGAGCAGAUGUCAAUAAAUCGGGUGAAGGUGGAUGGACACCCCUUCAUAUGGCGUCAGAAAACAAUCAUAUAGAUAUUGUAAAAAAACUCAUUGCUGAGGGUGCAAACAUUAACGCAGAAACUAAUCAUCAGGUCUCAUCAAUCUAUCUGGCUUCAAAGAAAGGUCAUCUUGAUAUUGUUAAAUUUCUGGUGAAAGCAGGAGCAGAUGUCAAUAAAUCGAGAGAAGGUGGAUGGACACCUCUCCAUACGGCGUCACAGGAUAAUCACAUAGAUAUUGUAAAAUAUCUCAUUGCUGAGGGUGCAAACAUUAACGCAGAAAGUAAUAAUCAGAUCUCAUCAAUCUAUCUGGCUUCAAUGAACGGUCAUCUUGAUAUUGUUAAAUGUCUGGUGAAAGCAGGAGCAGAUGUCAAUAAAUCGGAUGAAAAUGGAUGGACACCUCUUCAUGUGGCGUCAGAAAACAAUCAUAUAGAUAUUGUAAAAAAACUCAUUGCUGAGGGUGCAAACAUUAACGCAGAAAGUAAUAACCAGGUCUCAUCAAUCUAUCUGGCUUCAAUGAACGGUCAUCUUGAUAUUGUUAAAUUUCUGGUGAAAGCAGGAGCAGAUGUCAAUAAAUCGAGAGAAGGUGGAUGGACACCUCUCCAUACGGCGUCACAGGAUAAUCACAUAGAUAUUGUAAAAUAUCUCAUUGCUGAGGGUGCAAACAUUAACGCAGAAAGUAAUAAUCAGAUCUCAUCAAUCUAUCUGGCUUCAAUGAACGGUCAUCUUGAUAUUGUUAAAUGUCUGGUGAAAGCAGGAGCAGAUGUCGAUAAAUCGAAAGAUGGAUGGACACCUCUUCAUGUAGCUUCAGAUAACAAUCAGAUAGACAUUGUAAAAUAUCUCGUUGCCAACGGAGCAAACGUCAACAUAAUGGAUACCAACCAAAUUACAGUAUUAUGUUUCGCUUCAUCGGAAGAUCAUUUUGAAAUUGUUGAAUUUCUAGUGAAGGCAGGAGCUGAUGUUAACAUGGCCACAAAGGAUGGAAAAACAGCUCUUCAUGUUGCCUCUCAAAGAGGCUUUCUAGACAUCACGCAAUGUUUAAUUACGCAUGGGGCAGAUAUAGAGGCGCGCGAUGAUGACGGUUGGACAGCUUCUCAUUUUGUUGCAUCAAAUGGUCACUUAGAAUGUUUGACAUAUCUCUUGAGGGACAGAACUACCGAUAAAGUUGAUGAUAGUGACAACGCUCUUGGUGCAAGUAUACAGACGUUAAAUGGAGCCACACCACUUAUGCUUGCCGCGAGGGGAGGACAUGACGAGUGCGUUCGGAUGUUGCUUGAUAACAACGCAGACAUAGAGACAACAGAUAAUGAAGGGUGGACAGUUCUCCAUUAUGCAGCAGCAAGGUAAACAACAUAAUUAUGUACAUAAAGACUACUAAACAUCCUGGCCCGUAACCAUGUAUUGCUGGGGGUUCUUGAUUACAAAAA